AAUAUACAUGUGACCUAAUUGACUUCACCCACUAUCUCUGUGAAGGCGAUUUUGUAUUAUCUGUUGGGUUGAAUGUAAUAGUAAUCUAAUAAGCUCGAAUACAUAAAAACACAAUGGCAGAAUGGGUCGAGGAACGAGAUGAGGAUGGAAACGUUUUGAAAACAAAGAAGUACGAUGGGAAAUACUACGUUAGCCAUUUCAUCGGAAAUGUUAAAGAUCAUCUGGAUGCUAUAGACGAUAUGGCUGUCAGGGAGGAUGAUACGUUCGUAAUUUCUUACCCUAAGUCAGGAACACAUUGGAUGUUUACCUUAGCCAAAAUGUUACGUACCGGAGAUACCUCAUACCACGGUUCGCCGACGUUUCUGGAUUUCAAUGAAAUGGAGAAACUGAACAAUAUGCCAUCCCCCCGAAUAUUUGCAACUCACAUGAUCUUUGACCGCCUGCCUCGACAAGCCAGGGAAGGGAAGGGAAAGAUCCUGGUUAUAUUUAGGAACCCAAAGGAUGUAGUUGCAUCCCUCCAUGAGUUUAUCAAAAAACUUGAUCAUUCUGACGUCAUCGCAAGUUGGCCUGGGCUCCUGAAAUUCUACAUGGAAGGGAAAAUGACCUACGGUUCCUGGUUUGACCAUAUACAGGCUUGGGACAAAACGAAGAAGGAAUACAAGGGAGACAACAUCAUGUAUCUCAUCUACGAAGACAUGAAAAAGGAUCUUCGAUCGCACGUGGGAGAGAUAGCGCCGUUCCUUGGAGCCAAUACAGAAACAGAUUUUCUGGACAAGGUGACGGAUAAGUGUACAUUCCGAAAUAUGGUUUCAGAAGCCACGAAGACGUUCACACCAGAUGAUCAGUGGAAGGAGGUUACAUCCACCAAGACACUCCCUAUAUACAGGAAAGGAGAAAUAGGCGACUGGAAAAAUCACUUCACGGUUGCGCAAAAUGAAUAUUUUAACAAAGUAUAUGAGGAGAAGAUGGCAAAUAACAGUUUUCAUUUCCGAUUUGAAUAGACUUCAGCGGUGUGUUAUCAAUACUUCAUAAAACGGUGCAAUAUGGAACAAAAUGUAUAAGGUCGCCAAGAAAUAUGUUCAUAAGCAGUUAACAUUGUUAUGUGAACUAAUUAACUUUGUUACCUUGCAUAAUUAGAUGUUUUGUUCUGACCAAAUCAGUUGUGAUUGUAUAUUCUCAAUUGUGACAUUUUGAUACUUAAUUGAGACAUUUCAUACUUAUUUCGUUAAUAUUUGUUGAGAUAAAUUCAACAAUGUUUGAAUAGAAAACAAUAAUUAAGGAUAAUAAAACCUACAUUGAAUACAAGUCGAGUGAAUGUUUAACGUUGGUGGAUCAAUAUGAAAUCAAUAUUAAAAUCAAAUAACAUGUA
This is a messenger RNA of Mizuhopecten yessoensis (Yesso scallop), 1369 nucleotides long. RefSeq names its product amine sulfotransferase-like. The transcript is spliced from 5 exons. Lineage: Eukaryota; Metazoa; Mollusca; Bivalvia; Pectinida; Pectinidae. Gene Ontology annotation, cellular component: cytoplasm. Gene Ontology annotation, biological process: sulfation. Gene Ontology annotation, molecular function: sulfotransferase activity. The record is from RefSeq and is a predicted model, not a curated record. The coding region runs from base 114 to 1001 and encodes 295 amino acids.